Molecule: messenger RNA, 1539 nt
Organism: Solanum lycopersicum (tomato)
Lineage: Eukaryota; Viridiplantae; Streptophyta; Magnoliopsida; Solanales; Solanaceae
Product: UDP-URONIC ACID TRANSPORTER 1-like
Cellular component (GO): Golgi apparatus
Molecular function (GO): antiporter activity
Source: RefSeq, a predicted model, not a curated record
ACUUUUCUUUCUUUAUAUAUUACAAGUUCACAAAAAUUAGAGGUAAUCUCCAAAAUUUGGGUCUUGUGGGGAAGAAAAAGGAAGAAGAGAGGCACACAAAUAACACAAUUGCUUCUCUUUCUUCCACUUACAUACAUUCCCCACAAAAAAGUUCCCAAACACACACACACACUGAAAAUCAAAUUUUUUUCAAGAAAUAAAUCUUGAAAAUCUGUUGAGAAAAGGGUGGAUUGAUCAAUUUCUGAGUUUUUUCUUGUAGUUUCAACAAAAGGGUACCUUAAAAAUCGAAUCUUUUUGCCAUUUUUGAUAAAAUCAAGAAUCAAAAAAAAAUGUUGUCUGGACAAUUAGAAAAGAAGGGUUUUUUCAUAGCUACACUUAUAACAUUUUGGUAUUCCUCAAAUAUUGGAGUUCUUCUUUUAAACAAAUUAUUGCUGUCAAAUUAUGGAUUUAGAUUCCCAAUUUUUCUUACAAUGUGUCAUAUGACAGCUUGUGCUGUUCUUAGCUAUGUUUCUAUUGUUUUCUUAAAGAUUGCACCUUUUCAGAGGAUUAAAUCAAGGUCUCAAUUUUUAAGAAUUUCUACCCUUAGUGUUGUCUUUUGUGGUUCUGUUGUUGGUGGAAACAUUUCUUUAAGGUACUUGCCUGUGUCGUUUAAUCAGGCUGUGGGUGCAACAACACCCUUUUUUACUGCAUUGUUUGCUUAUUUGAUGACAAGGAAGCAAGAAGCUUGGGCUACUUAUGGUUGCCUUGUUCCUGUUGUUACUGGGGUUGUUAUCGCAAGUGGGGGUGAGCCAAGCUUCCACCUUUAUGGAUUUAUCAUGUGUAUUGGUGCAACUGCUGCUAGAGCCUUCAAGUCUGUUCUUCAAGGAGUUCUUCUUUCUUCUGAAGGGGAGAAGCUGAACUCCAUGAAUCUCCUGCUCUACAUGUCACCAAUUGCUGUCGUAGUGUUAUUGCCUGCUGCACUCGUUAUGGAGCCCAAUGUUAUCGAUGUCACUGCAACACUCGCGACUGAACACAGAUACCUUGGCCUGCUUAUUGUGGUUAAUUCCGCAAUGGCCUAUGGUGCCAAUUUAUUGAACUUUUUGGUGACUAAGCAUACCAGUGCAUUGACACUCCAGGUCCUAGGCAAUGCAAAAGGUGCAGUUGCUGUUGUUAUCUCCAUACUUAUUUUCCAAAAUCCAGUAACAUUCAUCGGAAUCGCGGGCUACACAAUGACUGUGAUGGGAGUUGUUGCUUAUGGAGAAUCCAAAAGAAGGCACAAAUAAGUUUUGACAUCAAUCGAAACCCCUUUUUUCUUGUUUUCAUAAAGUACCAGACACUUGUGUUUCUUCAAAAGGUGUUAGCUGUGUUGUGGUAGAGUUAGGAAGAAAUAGAUUCCAUUGCAAUUCUGUAGCCCAUAGACAGAUGAAAUGGUUAAAAGGGGUUGAUUUCUUUUACCAUUCUUCUGUUGUGUUCUUUCUAUUAAGAGGGGAUCUUUACAUUUGUAACUAUUUUUUUUGUGUGUUGUUACAAUAAAGUCAAAUAAUGUCUUCUUCCUUCAAA